AAUCGAUAAACAGAGAUGGAAAUGGUGGUAGAGAAUCAUUUGUAUGUUUCACCUAUUUAAUUUCCAAUUUAGAUUGAAUUUUCAAUCGCGCCCAGCCACAACGAUGGCAGAAGCCUCCACCGGCCUGAAUUCCACCGCCGCCGCAUCUGACGUCAUGCUCCGACCCUACGCCGGCCUCCACAUCAUCACUUCUGCCUCAAAGAAGAAGCCAUCCACCUACCGCCCCUCCAGCUUGAUGAUGGACUACAUCAUCCACCAAACCAACGACCUCCUCGUUGACCACCCCCACUUCCGCCGCUCCUCCCCCGACUACCACCCCUACAUACUCCGCCUCUACUACGGCAUACUCUUCUGGAUCCAAUGCCUACGCGCCGCCGCCGCCGUCCAAGCCCUAAACUCCGACCAACACCAAACCCUAACCCGAUUCCUCAGCGCUUUCCCGCCAGAUUCCCUCACCAUCUCCUCCCCACUCCUCUACUUGUUCAAAACCCUCUGCUCUUCUCCGCCGCCGCCGGAAAACCCUUCCUACGGCAAGGUUUACCCCCUCCUCCCCUCCCCACCCGGCCCCACCGCCAGAAGCGCAUUCAUGUCGAACUCCCCGUAUCACUACAUCAUCCCGAAUAUACCUGGCAUCUUAGCCCUUUUGAGCGAUCUCAAUUCUACGAUCAACGACAGUAAUAAUAACCCUGUCUACCCUGGUAAGGGCAAACAUGUUCCGGUUGCCGACAACCGGAACGAGCCUGUGGUGUUCGCCCACCACAGGUUUCCACCUACUGUCGAUAUGACCGACAAGGACCGGUGGAUGCUAGCAUCCUCCGGUCUUCAGUACCCUUGUGAAGCUGACGAAAAGCUUCACAAGGGCUUUGCACAGCGGUACGAAAACUUCAGUUUUCCUACCGCUGUUGCUGAUGAUGAUGAGGAUUUGUCGACUUUGGAGCGUUUCUUCUCGACGUUUGACUCUCUUUCGUGGUUCGCCCGUGUUAGAGAAGUUGCUGCUGUUGAAGCUGCGUACUUUGAAGGUUCCGGCACGUUGGCCGAUUGCUCUCCUUCAGGGGGGAUUGUUUCUAACCAGAUAGUUGUAGCCUAUCAAGGCACGAGUACACCUCCAAUUGCUCCCACGCAUUCCUUUGACACACGUGCACUUUUCCCAUUUUCGAUUAGGCUACAUACUACGGUUCGAUCAAUUCCUGAGCUCGCAGAGGCUAUGGCGGCAUUUGCUCAAACCAAUAUCUCUAUGUUUGCAACUCACCCCUGGCUUCAUGCAAUUGAUGAAAACUCCAGAGAUGGUCCAUUUUGGCAAAUUCGCCCGGUCGAGAAGUCAUCCAUUGACCAAACCUCGUACCUUUCGCUUAAAGAUAUCAUUAGAGGUUUGAUUAGGCACAAGUCUACUCUGAUUUUGUGACUUCU
This is a messenger RNA of Erythranthe guttata (spotted monkey flower), 1407 nucleotides long. It is a transcript of the gene ILR2, whose product is annotated as iaa-leucine resistant 2. NCBI's taxonomy places the organism in Eukaryota, Viridiplantae, Streptophyta, Magnoliopsida, Lamiales, Phrymaceae. The record is from RefSeq and is a predicted model, not a curated record.